Molecule: messenger RNA, 1512 nt
Organism: Fusarium odoratissimum NRRL 54006
Lineage: Eukaryota; Fungi; Ascomycota; Sordariomycetes; Hypocreales; Nectriaceae
Exons: 1
Coding region: 1-1512 (503 amino acids)
Molecular function (GO): protein binding
Source: RefSeq, a predicted model, not a curated record
AUGGCAUGUGGCCUUGGCCACCUUUCGCUCGCCGAAACACUCCUCAAAAAGGGCGCAAAUCUACGCGGGACGCCAAUUACAUAUGCAGCUCGACGAGGGCAAGAUGCUAUCGUAACAUACCUUUUCCAAUAUGGCGCGCCACUGGAACCAGGCGCACUAGAGGCGGCUUUCAGACAUUUCAAGGAUUCCAAGAUAUCAGUCGACAAGGUGCCCAUGUUUCAAACACUGUUGGAACACGGCGCUGGCCCCAACAUAUUGAUUGACGAAACGUCGCGACCUUUACACCAUGCCACCUCGGACAAGGUCGAGCCUCUCGUCCAGCUUCUACUUGACCACGCGGCCGAUGUGAACGGACGAGACAAGGAAGGACGAACAGCACUACACUUGGCGGUCGACUCUGAAAUGGAGUCAUUAGUGCGACUCCUCGUGGAUCGUGGAGCCGAAGUUAACGCGCAAGAUGAUCAAGGUCACACGCCACUUUAUCAUGCCGCUGGGCGUGAUAUCGAUCCCAUCGUGCAAUUGCUGAUCGACCACGGUGCCAAUGCCAACUUGCAAGAUAAACAUGGACUUUCAGUCCUCCAUCUAGCUAUGGCCUCUACUUUCGAUUGUCUCGUCCAGAGUCUUAUUGGUCGCGGAGAAAGCACAAAUGCCCAUGGUGCAACUCACAAAACCCACUCGGCGGCAGCCGCUAGUAAUUCUCUAAAGCCCACGAUGGUAAAAGAUAAGCCGCAGAUGGUUUUUGAGGAAUACCCCUUGAUCACCAUUCAUGAGUUGGCGCUUUUUAGGUCUUUGGUUUCUUCAGCCUGGCCAUCACGCCGACCUCCAAGUAUCGCAUCUAUGGAAGAACACCUGGACGCGAUGCAAAUACGAAUGGAAUGGGAGUAUGAGCCCCUGAUCGGCUCAUUUCUCAGUCGCAUGAGUGAGAAGCGUGUCCUAAUAGAUAACUUGGAUGAAUCGCUAUACGAUCAAGCUCUAGAUGGCGCCAGGCCUUUUGUUCAGGCAAUGAUAUCCGAGGUCAAGGUCAAUAUACGAGAAUCUCAGGGUUACUCGUCAGUUUAUAUGGAGAACAUGCACGAGGCAUCACGCACUCUACGGAUGUAUUCACAGCAGCUCUCUGCUAUCGAAUUACAUAGAGAAAUGGUACUCGGUCUUCUCGUCGACUGUGCAAGAUUAGCAGAGAUGCUAUGGGAAAACAAUGCGGCUAUAAAAGAAUUUGACAGAGCUCGAUACGGUGAGCUUAUGCUGGCAGCUCGAAAGGGUCAAGACUACAUUGACCAGAAACUGCAUGAAAGCAGUGCAGUCGGUACGACAUUGGACACCACUAUCAGUGGCGAACCCAUGACUUUUGUCAUUCACCCCACUAGCAUAAGAUUGCGGGAGCUGCGGCAGAGGUUUCACAUUGAUCUCGGACCGGAGCCUGACGAAACGAGCCCAUCUGGCUCCCAGCCGAAGCUCAUAGUGAACCUCCAAUUGAUGGAGGCCAGUCACGCAUUGGUCAGUGCAGUGCCAUGA